GCCACACUUCCGGCGCUCUGAUCAAAUGUUUCCGGUGUCGGUCGGUUUCCAGACUGAGAAGGGCGAGUAGAGAGAACAUCACGUCUGUCUUUUUAGCAGACCCAGGCCGUGAUGUCUUCAGCGCUGCGCCUACUGUACUCAAUUUCCAGGCCAGGGAAUUUCUCUGCCUGCUCCACUGUAGUGCGUCCGUUCAGCGUUAGCGUCCCAAAAGGGGGAUACAAGUAUGUGAAUGCCCAGGAGCUGCCCACAGAUAUGAAGUCUAUCACUGACCGGGCUGCGCAGACCCUACUGUGGACUGAACUCUUCAGGGGUUUGGGGAUGACUAUGAGUUACCUGUUCAGGGAGCCAGCCACCAUCAACUAUCCAUUUGAGAAGGGUCCCCUCUCCCCACGUUUCCGCGGGGAACAUGCUCUGCGCAGGUACCCAUCUGGGGAGGAGCGCUGCAUUGCCUGUAAGCUCUGUGAGGCCAUCUGUCCUGCCCAGGCUAUCACCAUUGAGGCAGAGUCCCGUGCCGACGGCAGUCGGCGGACCACCCGUUAUGACAUCGACAUGACCAAGUGCAUUUACUGCGGCUUCUGCCAGGAGGCCUGUCCUGUUGAUGCCAUCGUGGAGGGCCCCAACUUCGAGUUCUCCACAGAAACCCAUGAGGAGCUGCUGUACAACAAGGAAAAGCUUCUCAACAAUGGAGACAAGUGGGAGGCGGAGAUCGCGGCUAACAUACAGGCUGACUACCUGUACAGAUAAAGCGCCUGCUUCACCCACCAGAGGCAACCGAGACUCUGUGGACAAACUGGGCAGUCUGCUUGCUGAUGGUGGUUGCACUUCCACAGAUGCAUCAGCCCAUGCCUUCACACUGGCCAACAGAUAGCACGGAGUUGCAGACCAACCCAUUAAAAAUCAAUAAAUUCUUAAACUGUUUUAUAUCUUGAGUAUGGAGACAUACAUUAUAUACAGAUUAUUUGAUGGCUGAGCCUGGCAGGCUAAUACUGCAGUGUUCUUAUCUUUGUGUUGUACAGUUGUAAUAGUGUCUGUGAUGUCAUAACACCUGUAGCCAUCAAUGCGUCUCACCAGUGCUCUGGAAACGCAGCAUUCGGAGACAUCUACAGAGAUUAAUUGUGAAGGUUCAUGGAAUUGCUGAAGAAGGAAUUAAAGUUUUGUGUUCCACAGUGUGA
This is a messenger RNA of Brienomyrus brachyistius, 1172 nucleotides long. RefSeq names its product NADH:ubiquinone oxidoreductase core subunit S8a (gene ndufs8a). Gene Ontology annotation, molecular function: NADH dehydrogenase activity; 4 iron, 4 sulfur cluster binding. The record is from RefSeq and is a predicted model, not a curated record. Gene Ontology annotation, biological process: mitochondrial electron transport, NADH to ubiquinone; mitochondrial respiratory chain complex I assembly. Gene Ontology annotation, cellular component: membrane. The transcript has 7 exons. Lineage: Eukaryota; Metazoa; Chordata; Actinopteri; Osteoglossiformes; Mormyridae. The coding region runs from base 112 to 744 and encodes 210 amino acids.